This is a messenger RNA of Owenia fusiformis, 528 nucleotides long. Lineage: Eukaryota; Metazoa; Annelida; Polychaeta; Sabellida; Oweniidae. The record is from the annotation of a GenBank genome assembly.
AUCCCCAGCAGCUCUGUGAGUGAGCUCAGCUUGACAUUUGAAGAGACUCCAUCCUUCAAUUCAAGUGGAAUCCUUUUAAAAAUUUCUAAACGGUUACUAGCCCUCUCACCAGAUGGCCUGCCUCAUUGGGCAAAAUGUACGAACCUUUAUCCUGCGAUGGCAGACCACAUGAAGACAACAUUUGAUAAGAACAUACAGAAAUUCAAACGAAUCAGGAGAAAUCACAACUUGGACCCUCAUAAUAUAUUUCUAAAUGAACAUCUCAGCUACGUGUUUGAUCUACCGAGGGUUAGUGUCCCCAACAAUGACAAAAGCGAACUCUAAAAAUAUUUGCCCAUGCAAACAUGGAAAUACCUGGGCAAUGGUACAGAACCUUUUAACAAAGUAAAGGUUGUCCAAAAACAGGACUGAAGAAAAGUGCAUAUUUAACCUUGAAAUUUUAAAGAGUCCAAAAAAUGACAGCACCCUACAAAACAUGCUCAAAGUGGGCACCUCUCCUCUCAAUAUUCAAUUGUUAAUCAACUUUUU